Molecule: messenger RNA, 1029 nt
Organism: Puccinia graminis f. sp. tritici CRL 75-36-700-3
Lineage: Eukaryota; Fungi; Basidiomycota; Pucciniomycetes; Pucciniales; Pucciniaceae
Exons: 6
Coding region: 1-1029 (342 amino acids)
Source: RefSeq, a predicted model, not a curated record
AUGAAGAACUCGGAAAGCUCCAGUCAACCACUGGCCUCAUACUCCUAUCCAUUUCCAACCCAUCAAAAUGGCAACUCUGGCAGUGUCCCACUGCCAACCCAUCAAAACGGCAACUCUGACAGUGCCCCACUGCCGGUUCAUUCUCACACAGACCCACGUCUCUCCCUCAACUAUCAGUCUGGUAGGGAUCUCUCCACAUUUUCACCACACACAUUUCGGGAGAUUAAUCAAACUAAACCUUUGCGUUGGGCCUUCGAACAAUUUGAAUUGCCAGUGGUUCCUGUUGCCGGCCCCAGCAGCCUGCAACCUUACUCUGCACCGCCCCUAAGAGGAAAUGGGAAUUUCAACUUUUCGGUACCGUCGGUGCUUCCCAAUGGAUGGUAUCCCGAUCAAGCAACCACUCAAAAAUUCUUAGGGUCUGAUUUUCCAGCGGUUCCCGUUGCCGGCCCAAGUAGCCAACCUUACUCUGCCCCACCCCCAAGAGCAAACUCCAAUACCAACUUUUCGGUCCCAACGGCGAUUACCGAUGGCAGGCAGCCAGAUCAAUCACUCUCCCAUCGCUCGUCACGAUCAGUCAAACUCAAAACAAAAAAAGGUUCCAAAAAGGUGGCUGCGAAGGUAUAUAGACCUGAGAAGGGCAACUACCUGUCGAAUAGGAGGGGAAACGUUAGCCGUCUCGCUCAAGUUGGCAAAGAACCUUAUGUGUGUGAUGUGUGCGGUAAGAUCUACCAGCGCAGUGGUGAAUUGCAAAAGCACAACGCCCCGCCAGCAAAGCCACGGGCCAAGAAGCCAAAGGUUUCUGACGAAAAAUAUCCUUGCAAGUAUGCACAUGAAGGGUGCAAACAUUCGUACAAGAGCUUGAAGGAUUGGCACUACUACAAGCACCUGAAACAUGUGCAUGGCGAGGUGGUAAUUGUGUCGGAACCAGUGAGACGGGAAAUGGUGUCCACCUUUCCCGAAAGUGAAGAUGAAGAUGAUUGUGAAGAGCACAAUCCGGUUCCCGGCCCCUCACGGGAACCAAGCUCAUAA